This is a messenger RNA of Talaromyces rugulosus, 1053 nucleotides long. RefSeq lists its product as uncharacterized. Gene Ontology annotation, cellular component: endoplasmic reticulum-Golgi intermediate compartment; COPII-coated ER to Golgi transport vesicle; Golgi membrane. Lineage: Eukaryota; Fungi; Ascomycota; Eurotiomycetes; Eurotiales; Trichocomaceae. The transcript is spliced from 3 exons. Gene Ontology annotation, biological process: endoplasmic reticulum to Golgi vesicle-mediated transport. The record is from RefSeq and is a predicted model, not a curated record. The coding region runs from base 1 to 1053 and encodes 350 amino acids.
AUGCAGCGAUCUUCUUUCGCCCCUAUCCCUGCGCAGUCGCCGCCGCUCCAUCACCCCGUCCCACAACAUGUCUCGACAGUGCCGAUGAUGCGCUCACCACCACCGCCAACGUCGCAGUCGCAGCAGACUGGCUAUGAUAACCAUAACCCAUACCAGCCGGCGCCCGCUCAGGGCGGCAGCGGUCCGUUCACGCCCAAUUUCGGCGGCUUCAUCAAUGAUCCCACGGCUCAGAUGGGCUUCCAGGUUGGCAAGACGGCCAUGGCCGCAGGCCAGGAAUACAUGGAGCAAAACUUCAAUCGAUAUGUCUCAAUCCCUGCCCUCAAACACUACUUCAACGUCUCGAAUACGUACGUCUUGAGCAAACUCGUCCUUGUGCUCUUCCCAUGGCGUCACAAGCCUUGGUCUCGACAGCAGGCCCGGAUGGCUUCUGCGGUGGGCCCCGAGGGUCAAAUCCAGCAGCAACAUUAUGCCUCAGUCUUUCUCCCUCCCCGUGACGACCUCAAUUCGCCAGACAUGUACAUCCCUACCAUGGCAUUCGUCACAUAUAUUUUGCUCUGCACCGUCUUGGCCGGUCUCCGUGGAAGCUUCCAUCCAGAGCUGUUGGGCUCAAUCACAACGACGGCACUAGCGGUUGUCAUCUUUGAGAUCCUUGGUUUGAAAGUGGCCAUGUAUAUUCUUAGUAUCAGCAAUGACUCGCAACUGCUUGACCUCGUGGCAUACUCUGGGUACAAGUUUGUCGGUAUCAUCGUCACCUUGCUUGCGGCUGGUAUUCUUACUCCAUCUCGCGGCACCGGUGGUAUGGUUGGCUGGAUAGUGUUUGCCUAUACCUUCCUUGCAAAUGCUUUCUUCCUGCUUCGUUCCCUGAAAUACGUCUUGCUUCCUGAUUCAACCGGCGAUGCGCCAAUGCGCUCCGGCACCAUGCACAUUGUCGCACGCGCCCAGCGCAAUCGCCGUACUCAGUUCCUCUUUAUCUACUCUUACGUGGUCCAGUUCGUUUUCAUGUGGAUUCUGUCAAGAGAAGGACCCCCAGCCGCACAGGCCACUGCAUCUUAA